Molecule: messenger RNA, 448 nt
Organism: Euleptes europaea (tarantolino)
Lineage: Eukaryota; Metazoa; Chordata; Lepidosauria; Squamata; Sphaerodactylidae
Gene: RLN3
Product: relaxin 3
Exons: 2
Coding region: 29-448 (139 amino acids)
Cellular component (GO): extracellular region
Molecular function (GO): hormone activity
Source: RefSeq, a predicted model, not a curated record
GGCCGGUGCUUGCGUUCCCGCCCUGUCUAUGCGCCCAGCCAUGCACAAACUCUUCCUGGCACUGGUCCUCGGGGUGCUGUGGUCUGAGAUGAGGCUGGAGAGCGAAGCCAGGACGCCUCCCUACGGCGUGAAGCUGUGCGGGCGGGAGUUCAUCCGCGCCGUCAUUUUCACUUGCGGAGGGUCCCGAUGGAGACGGGCAGGAGAUCUCGGUGCCCUCCCGGGAGGCGAUUCCACAGAAGCCUUCGUCGCAACAUCUUCUUCCAGCGAAUGGGACUCAAUCCGUGUCCCCCCAAAGGACCCUUCUGAUUAUUUUGGGAGCUGGAGGGGCCACAGUCCCUCAGACGAGGCCUGGGCCUUGGACCGCGGUGCACGUGACGUGAUGGCCGGGCUCAGCAACGCCUGCUGUAAAUGGGGUUGCAGCAAGAGCGAAAUCAGCUCUCUGUGCUAG